Molecule: messenger RNA, 2008 nt
Organism: Exophiala mesophila
Lineage: Eukaryota; Fungi; Ascomycota; Eurotiomycetes; Chaetothyriales; Herpotrichiellaceae
Exons: 4
Coding region: 252-1607 (451 amino acids)
Biological process (GO): pyrimidine nucleotide-sugar transmembrane transport
Cellular component (GO): Golgi membrane
Molecular function (GO): UDP-galactose transmembrane transporter activity
Source: RefSeq, a predicted model, not a curated record
CUCUACUUCACCUUCUACGUCGCCCGUCCCAUCCCAUCUCAUCCCAUCCUAUCCAUUCGACCAUCUCUCAUCACACGUUGUCCACGGCACAACAACGCAAAGCGCCGGUCCACUCCUUUGUCCUUUGUUCCCAUUUCCAAGUCACCCCGCUCGCAGCCAACUCCUGACUGCCAGGCGCAGUUCAUGAGGACAGAGCGGCUGCAGACAAAUACCAAAAUUCAUCUGUGUGGUUGAGACAACACGACGACAUCAUGGGGGUAGAGAGGUCACGGCCGACGCCACGGCUCUUUGGGAUGUCUUUGCGAAGUCUUACGUUGAGCAUCUUGACAGUUCAAUUUUCCGCCUUCAUUCUGAUUCUACAUUAUUCUCGAGUCAUGCCAACGCCCGAUGGCCAUCGCUACCUACCCUCCACCGCCGUAUUCCUUGUAGAGCUGGUUAAGCUCGCCGUAUGCCUGACAAUCUCACUCUACGAGAUUUCCCUGUCUGUCUCCCGAUCGGCACCGGCCACCUCGCUCCUCAGCACACUAGCGAGUGCCAUAUUUGCGGGGGACAGCUGGAAAAUGGCCAUCCCAGCCAGUCUUUAUACCCUGGCCAACAGUCUGCAAUAUGUCGGAAUCUCGAAUUUGGAUGCUGCUACUUUCCAUGUUACAUAUCAACUCAAGAUCUUUGUGACAGCUGUGCUCAGUGUGAUUCUUCUCCGGAGAUCAAUCACGGGGCGACAGUGGUUGUCGUUGAUUCUCCUAAUGGUAGGUGUUGCCAUCGUGUCACUACCACAGGGACCAGACCCUACUCUAGCAUCGAGCCACCACACGCGGGUAUACGUCCCACGGUCUGCGGAACCCGCACGUCAGCCACUCGGUUUCGGUGAAGCAGGCUCACACUUGCAAAAGAGGUCGGCUACAUACGAAGGGAUUGAAGAAGACCAGUGGGGUUUGGAUGAGCCUGCGAUGGACUCUUCCGUGGGCCUCCUGGCAGUUGUUGGUGUCUGUGUCUGCUCGGGCCUUGCUGGGGUUUACUUUGAAAAGACAAUCAAGGAGGCCCCCAAAGCCACCUCUCUGUGGAUCCGCAACGUCCAACUAUCCCUCUAUUCUCUGUUCCCCGCCUUCUUCAUAGGUAUCAUCUUCCUGGAUGGAGAAAGUGUGGCCAAAUUCGGCUUUUUUGCAGGCUACAACUGGAUUGUCAUCCUUUCAAUCUUGGUGCAAACGUUUGGCGGCAUUGUUGCAGCGUUCUGUAUCUUCUACGCAGACAAUGUCUCGAAAAAUUUCGCCGUGAGCAUCAGCAUGGUUCUGAGCAGUCUUGCGAGCUUGAUCUUUUUUGAUUUUGACGCAACCAACCAUUUUCUCCUUGGAGCGUUCAUGGUUCUUGCAGCAACGUGGCUUUACAACACGGAAGAAGCUCGUACUCAAUCGGUCCCACAUAUCAGACUGACGAACAAUGAUAAGAUGGCCAUUCCUUCCCCACCAGAGAUGAACGAUAUGUCGAUCCAGAUUCCCAAAACUCCUCUGAGUACACAAGAAACUGCGCUGGCCACGUCGCGACCGAGUUCCCCAUCCCAUAAGAAGCGAAAACCAGAGUCUGUUGGAUACUUCACGAAGCACCAUAAUUGAUACGCUAGGCCAUGCCCCCCUAUAUAACGAAACGAGCUCACGUCAGGAGAGAUGCAUAUAAUAGGAAAUUGUGACGGUUUAAUAGCCUUUUCAGCAACAGGCUUUCCCAUGAGUGCAAUUAUGCAGAUUCUGGGAACAUCACAUAGUGGCGAUUUGUUGGCAACGAGACUAGCCCAAGUACUUUCUAUGAGGCCAUCUCGUUGUUCGAGGUUAGUGUUCAACAAGGAUCACCAAAUGUCACCGUCUCUGUCACCCUCGGUGUUGACAGUCCAAUAUACAAAAGCAACGGCAAGAGCGACCCUGAGUUGCCCGACGUCCCUUCUUCAUCAAUACUUGCGGAACCAUUCUUUCCUCGUGAUAUAAUGGAGGCAUUUCCCUUCUCUUUCCCCCCAUCCGUGAGA